AUGCAAUCCUCACUUUCUUACAAGCCUUCCACGGAGAAAAAGACUCCAGAGAAAUUACGGAAGCCUGUCGUGAUCGACCUAGUCACUGAUUCUGAAAGCGACGCUGCCAAUUCUUUCUCAGCGAGAGAAUGUGUGUCGCCAAAGCGCCCAACUCCACGCACAAGAUCGACGAAUUCAUCUACCGUAUCUAGAGUAUCAAGAAAUCCCCCGGAAAUAUUUGACGACUUUGCUCAACAUACAGUUGUAGCAACCCCAUCGCCAAACUCAUCGGUUGGAGGCGAUGACGAUGUAUUUCAAUCAAACUUCAUAACGCGCGAUGUCUUGAGAGAGAAUGAAUACGCUGUAACCAAGGAGAGACAUGGUCAAGAUGAGAAUGGUUCUGCAUCGAAUAAGCUCCCAAAGGAAGCAAGACCUUUGACAGCAAGUUCCAGUAAUGAAAAGAAAUCUACCCGGUCUCCUAGAAGUCCCCUUGGGAUCGUUCCUCGCAGCGAGGGGCGCAUAACCCAGAAAGACAGCUCUCAACCAGCCACACAGCAAUCGCCAAGGGCGAUUCCGCCCAGCGUUCGAAACGCACAAGUAAGCUCAGGCUCCCCGUCCCUGAGAAGAAGUGCUCGACGGUCUUUGAAUACGAAAGACGACUCGGUGACAUUUUGAGCCAGACACCCGCUGUCGUGCAGCAUGUUGGCAAUCCAAGCCGUCUGCAAGAGUCAGGACCAACCGCAACACCGGACCUGUCUGUCUAUCCAAGAUUUGCUGACUACAAGAAAUCGAGGAAGCAGCAUAUCACAAAUGCCAAGAUAAUCGAACGACUUCUUGAAGGUAGUAGCCCACAAUCAUUCGCAACAAAAACGGGGUGGAUAUACGUUCUCGAGUCUCCAAGCCAUGCAAAAGGAUAUGUGAAAAUAGGAAAGACAGUAGGUAGUUGCUCCACGAGAGAAAAGGCAUGGAGAAAUUGCAACUUUCCAAUACAGCAAGUGGAGGAUAUCAACAUGAAGGCUUUUGACCACUGCUCACUUGUCGAGAGCCUCAUAAUGUUGGAACUCUACAACCAAAGGAAGAAGUUUGAAUGCCAAAGCUGCAAAGGGAAGAAGGGUACCGCAAUAACCCACACAGAGUGGUUUGAAAUAGACAAACAGACAGCUCUGAGACACGUUCAAAUGUGGCGGAAUUGGAUAGCCGAACAUCAACCAUUUAGUGAAGAUGGAAAACUGACAGGUUAUUGGGGUUGGAGACUUGGGAAGCUGUCGAAACAUGGAGCGGAAGUGGAUUGGAGCUCUUGGACAGACCCUUUCUGGCAUGGAAAGUAUGUCUAUCAGAUAAGCCGCCAUCUUGAGCGUAAGGACUUGCAGUAUUGGAUAGUUGGAUUCGUUCUGCUUGGGAUAUUGGACAGUUAUAUAGGUUCAUGGAGCGCAUCUUUCUUUUUCAUAGCAAAAUACAUCGUUAGCUAGGCCCCUUUCAAUUCUAAAGAUCAUUAACGAUAGCUGUCAAAAUCUAAGGAGUUCCUACUGUACUGUAAUGUUUUGGCAAGGGAUUUCGGAUGGAUCACGAAAGAUCAUUGCUAAGAACCAACAUAGAGACUGGGGAGGAGGCUCUGUUGGAUCGAGUAUCGUCCAAGUUCCGAAGGAUUAUCCUGAAGAGGUGGUUUUCAGUUAG
Messenger RNA from Hymenoscyphus albidus, 1653 nucleotides. The record is from the annotation of a GenBank genome assembly. Lineage: Eukaryota; Fungi; Ascomycota; Leotiomycetes; Helotiales; Helotiaceae.